AGUCACAUUUUCCAAGCUGUCUAUCAGGAAGAUGCAGAACCCUCCUCAGUGAGGGACUGUGAAGACUUUGAAAUCCCUGCUAGUUUGUGUGUCUAGCUGAGGCAAAAGGCCACACAAUGAAGAUCCACUACACACACCUCCUCUUCUUUUGCUCAGUGUUAUAGGCAAGGACAAGGAUGUGGAGCCAAGAAAAAAGAUGCAAGAAAUGCCUGCCAAAGAGUCUUCAGUUUGCCUAACUACCCAAAAUGCAGGCUGGGCUGAUCCUGUGCUCUGAACAUGAAACUCGGCUAGUUGAAGAUUUAUUCAAGAACUAUAACAGAGUAGUGCGCCCGGUGGAAGAUCAUCGUGAGGCUGUUGUAGUCACAGUCGGGCUGCAGCUUAUUCAGCUUAUUAAUGUGGAUGAAGUAAAUCAGAUUGUAACAACCAAUGUACGCCUGAAACAGCAAUGGACAGAUGUCAACCUAAAAUGGAAUCCAGAAGAAUAUGGUGGGUUGAAAAAAAUUCGUAUCUCAUCUGAGAUAAUCUGGCGCCCUGAUCUUGUUCUUUAUAACAAUGCAGAUGGUGAAUUUGCUAUUGAUCAAUUCACCAAAGUUCUUUUAGAACAUACAGGCAAGAUCACGUGGACGCCACCAGCAAUUUUUAAAAGUUACUGUGAAAUUAUAGUCACACACUUUCCAUUUGACCAGCAGAACUGCAGUAUGAAGUUGGGCACUUGGACGUAUGAUGGUACAGUGGUUGUUAUAAAUCCGGAGAGUGAUCGCCCAGAUAUGAGCAACUUUAUGGAGAGCGGCGAGUGGGUGAUGAAAGAUUACCGGAGCUGGAAGCACUUUGUUUACUAUGCCUGUUGCCCUGACACCCCAUAUCUGGAUAUUACCUACCACUUCCUCAUGCAGCGCUUGCCUCUCUACUUCAUUGUCAAUGUCAUCAUUCCCUGUCUGCUCUUCUCAUUUUUAACUGGGUUAGUGUUUUAUCUGCCCACCGAUUCAGGUGAGAAGAUGACUUUGAGCAUUUCUGUUUUGCUGUCUUUGACUGUGUUCCUUCUGGUCAUUGUGGAGCUGAUUCCUUCUACUUCAAGUGCAGUGCCCUUGAUAGGCAAAUACAUGUUAUUUACCAUGGUGUUUGUCAUAGCGUCAAUCAUCAUUACCGUCAUUGUAAUCAACACCCACCAUCGCUCCCCAAGUACCCAUAUUAUGCCACAGUGGGUGAGGAAGAUCUUUAUUGACACAGUCCCAAAUGUUAUGUUUUUUUCAACAAUGAAACGACCAUCCAGGGAUAAACAAGAAAAAAGGAUUUUUACAGAAGACAUUGAUAUUUCGGAAAUCUCUGGAAAACCAUGUCCUGCUGCCAUCAACUUCCACUCCCCACUUACCAAAAACCCAGAUGUGAAAAGUGCUAUAGAGGGAAUCAAAUACAUUGCUGAAACGAUGAAAUCAGACCAAGAAUCCAGUAAUGCUGCAGAAGAAUGGAAGUUUGUUGCAAUGGUAAUUGAUCACCUUCUCCUUGGUAUCUUCAUGUUUGUUUGCAUUACUGGAACAUUGGCCGUGUUUGCUGGUCGUCUUAUUGAAUUAAAUCAAGAAGGAUGAACAUUAAAUCUAAAACGUGUACUACCCCUGGCCAGGGGUAGCACAUCUUUAUUUACUUCUUGGCUUUUAUUGAAUACAAUUCAUUGUUCUACCUGUUGUGUUCUUCCCCGCUGUCUGAAGGUUGCACAGCUGAGAAUCACUUCCCAUGGGGAACAAAUAAAGGAAAAAUUAAAAUGA
Molecule: messenger RNA, 1760 nt
Organism: Chelonoidis abingdonii (Abingdon island giant tortoise)
Lineage: Eukaryota; Metazoa; Chordata; Testudines; Testudinidae
Gene: CHRNA1
Product: cholinergic receptor nicotinic alpha 1 subunit
Biological process (GO): monoatomic ion transmembrane transport
Cellular component (GO): postsynaptic membrane
Molecular function (GO): transmembrane signaling receptor activity; acetylcholine-gated monoatomic cation-selective channel activity
Source: RefSeq, a predicted model, not a curated record